AUGGCUUCAUCUGCGACACCGCCACCCUCAUCUCCUACGCCACCUCCAUCGUCUCCAUCUCCGUCAUCAUCAUCCAGUGGCACCGCUCAACCUGUACCUACUCUCAACCUUGGUCAGCUCAGGGAUAUGCUGGAAGGCAUCCGGGAUCAAGUUGAAGACAAAUGGAGCAGCAUUGGCAGGAUUGCUGAGACAAGAUUCGUAGAAUGGAAGAAGCUCUUCAAUGCCUGGUUGAUCUGGCUCAACAAGCACAAUGACCUCCUCCUCAUGACGAUUUCUCAAAGUCUGUUUAUCCUUCGGAUAAAUCGCUGCUGGAGCACCUAG
Molecule: messenger RNA, 321 nt
Organism: Sparassis crispa
Lineage: Eukaryota; Fungi; Basidiomycota; Agaricomycetes; Polyporales; Sparassidaceae
Exons: 2
Coding region: 1-321 (106 amino acids)
Source: RefSeq, a predicted model, not a curated record